UAUAGUACAUACGAUAGACUAUAGACUAUAGAAAAAAAUAAAUAAAUAUAUUGCAUAUAUAGAAAAAGUGGCCACAGCCUGCCGUGGAAAAUUCGUUGAAUUCGCAAGAUGACGACGCGCGGUAUUCGGCGUAAGAAAUCGACGCUGACAGAGUUGAAAAUUGCGGUGAUUGGAGCGCCCAGUGUUGGAAAGAGCGCUUUAAUUGUCCGUUUCUUAACGAAACGCUACAUUGGCGAGUACGAUCAUCAGACAGAGAAUCGCUACAAGCAUGAGGCUAUGGUGGAUGGUGAGCCAGUCCUUUUCGAAAUACUCGACACAUGUCCAAAGGCUGACGAUGAAUAUCCCAAUGCUGCCGAGCUGGUGCAGUGGGCCGAUGGCCUGCUGCUAGUCUACUCCAUAACGGAUCGCAAAAGCUUUAACUAUAUACGCCGUGCCAAAUCCGAUCUACAGUCAGACACGCCCGUGCAGCUGUGCGCCAAUAAGGUGGACAUGGUGCACCUGCGCCAGGUGAGCCGCGACGAGGGCGAAAUAUUGGCCAAAGACUUUGAGUGCAAGUUCAGCGAAGUCUCGGCGGCAGAUCAUGUGGACCAAGUGGCCGAUGUGUUCAACGAGCUGUGCAAGGAGGUGCUCGCCUCAAAGCGCAAGUCCAAGCAGAGCUUGUUGGAGCGCAUGCUGGGCGGAGCACGACCCUAUAGUAGGGGAAAGAGCGACAGCAAUUUGCCAAAAGACUGA
Scaptodrosophila lebanonensis is the source of this 732-nucleotide messenger RNA. Its product is annotated as ras-related and estrogen-regulated growth inhibitor. The transcript is spliced from 3 exons. Gene Ontology annotation, molecular function: GTPase activity; GTP binding. Lineage: Eukaryota; Metazoa; Arthropoda; Insecta; Diptera; Drosophilidae. The coding region runs from base 109 to 732 and encodes 207 amino acids. The record is from RefSeq and is a predicted model, not a curated record.